CAAGUUCUCAUUUCCCAUAUACUUGUGCUAUAUGGUUUAUGCUCCUCUUUACAUUGUUGGACCAAUCAUUAGCUUCAAUGCAUUUGCCUCGCAGUUGGAUUCUCCCCAGAACAUAUACUCAUCCCGAGAUAUUGCUUGGUAUGGAUUCCGAUGGGUUUUUUGUCUUUCACUAAUGGAAGUCAUGACACAGUUCUUUUACUAUAAUGCCUUUGCUAUUAGUGGUUUGUGGAAACAAUUGUCUCCAAUGGACAUCUUUAUCAUUGGAUAUGGUGUAAGUUCUGCUCUUAAUAUGCUUUGGUUCUCCUAA
Messenger RNA from Salvia miltiorrhiza (redroot sage), 307 nucleotides. RefSeq names its product membrane-bound O-acyltransferase gup1-like. The record is from RefSeq and is a predicted model, not a curated record. Lineage: Eukaryota; Viridiplantae; Streptophyta; Magnoliopsida; Lamiales; Lamiaceae. The transcript has 3 exons. Gene Ontology annotation, cellular component: endoplasmic reticulum. Bases 32 to 307 code for a protein of 91 amino acids. Gene Ontology annotation, molecular function: acyltransferase activity.